UCAUACCUCGCGUGGCCAACGGCUCUCCUACCGACUGCUUGCUCAUUGAAUUACCACACUCAGCCUGUUCACGUCGAUUUAGUGAAAUAAUUUGGGGCAAACCUGGUCGGACUACGUCGUUAACCACCUGUUUAUCUGCUGCACACUUUCACCGGCCUUCUGUUUGUCUGACUGCGGGGUUUGGGCGUGCUUUUCCUGGGCUCGCUGGCCGGGGUUUGGUCGGGGAGGCAGGGGGGGGAAGUACGGAGCUGGUCCCGGGUGAUGAUGGAGCUGGAGUCGGCCAGUAACAGAGGCGAACUGGGAGCUGUGGGAGACUCGCUGCAGCCACAGACCCCGAGCAGGCACGAAAAGAGCCUCGGGCUGCUCACGACCAAGUUUGUGACUUUACUGCAGGAGGCGAAGGACGGAGUGUUGGAUCUGAAAGCUGCAGCAGACACCUUGGCAGUGCGGCAGAAGCGACGAAUUUACGACAUCACUAAUGUGCUGGAGGGAAUUGGACUAAUAGAGAAGAAAUCCAAGAACAGUAUCCAAUGGAAGGGUGUAGGUCCAGGCUGCAACACCAGGGAGAUAGCUGAUAAGCUGAUUGAUCUGAAGGCUGAGUUAGAUGACCUGGCUCUCAGGGAAAACGAGCUGGACCAGCAGAGAGUCUGGGUCCAGCAGAGCAUCAAGAAUGUCACAGACGACUCCAACAACAGCCCUAUGGCAUAUGUAAAGCAUGAAGACCUCUGUGGAGCUUUCAAAGGUGACACACUCCUAGCAAUCCGUGCUCCCAUUGGUACACAACUAGAAGUGCCCAUACCAGAAGCUGUUCUCAACGGACAAAGAAAAUACCAGAUACGUCUGAAGAGUUCAUCUGGUCCCAUCGAGGUUUUGCUGGUCAAUAAGGACCCGUCCAGUGCCUCUCCCGUUGUUUUGCCCGUCCCUCCUCCAGAUGACGUCCUUCAAAACCUCCCAGCACCGACGCCUACCUCCCAGCUGCCCUCUGCUGCCUCCCAGGCCCCCAAAGCAGCUCCAGCCACAUCUACAAAACCUGGUCUCGCCACAACAUCAGCUGUAGUCGCCAACCAGACAGCUGCAGUGACAGAAGCAACAAGCACCACGCCUCUCACCCCAACAACAGACACACCCGCUACAGUUACUCAGCAACUUCAGUCCUCUGCCUCGUUGGAUGGAUCCGUGUCCUCUUCUGCCUCUGCAGUAUUUGAACCAAUUAAGUCAGAUCCCUCUGAAUUGUUGGACUUUCCCAAAGAGCUCUCUGAAAUGUUUGAUCCAACAAAAGAGAUCAUGAGUGGAGAUCUGUUGGAGGACUUGAUGUCAUCAGAAGUGUUCUCGCCUCUCCUCCGUCUGUCCCCUCCACCCAGCGAUCACGACUACAUAUACAACCUGGAUGAAACAGAAGGCCUUUGUGACCUUUUUGACGUCCCAAUUCUCAACCUCUGACCCCUAGGAUUGUUGUCAGAGUGGGAAACAGUUGCCCAAAUAUGCUAAUCUACCUUAAUUGUCUCCAAAUUUUCCCCCACUGACAGUGAAGCUGAGAAGAGGUGCAGUGGUGAAGGACACCACUGCACCUACACUCUGAGCUCAGCCUGAGCUCAGUCAGACAGCAGCUUGAUGUACAGCCUCGUGAAGAAAUACAGGCGAGAACAAAACAUUUUAUUCACUGUUUUUCCACGGAAACAGAGUCAAAACAAGUGAGAAAUAAUUAUAUUUUUGGAUUAUUGUGUAUGAUGUGUAUGUAAGCGUUAUGUUUCUAUCAGCUUUCCUGUGCGCUUGUGAAUGAAUGUGUGUAGGCAUACUUUACGUGAGUGCCGGUAUGUGCGUGUGUGUUUUGUACUGAACGCUCUAUUAAAGGACCAGUAUGUAGAAUUUAGUGGAACCUAGGGGUGAGGUUGCAAAUUGCAACCAACUGAAUAGCCCUCCCCUUACCAUCCCCUUCCAAGCAU
Molecule: messenger RNA, 1943 nt
Organism: Thunnus maccoyii (southern bluefin tuna)
Lineage: Eukaryota; Metazoa; Chordata; Actinopteri; Scombriformes; Scombridae
Gene: e2f4
Product: E2F transcription factor 4
Exons: 11
Coding region: 262-1440 (392 amino acids)
Biological process (GO): regulation of transcription by RNA polymerase II
Cellular component (GO): RNA polymerase II transcription regulator complex
Molecular function (GO): RNA polymerase II cis-regulatory region sequence-specific DNA binding; DNA-binding transcription factor activity, RNA polymerase II-specific; protein dimerization activity
Source: RefSeq, a predicted model, not a curated record